GUAGCUGUACAUUGGCUUUGGAUUUCAUACAUCUUAAUCUGUGGUCUUUCGUUUUUAAACGUUUGCGACUUCAGACUUGUGUCACGACUCACUUAGGUAUCAAAAAACAUAAAUGGUGCGAUAGUAAACUAGCUGUGACGUAUUAAUUUAACACGGAUGAAAAGAGGGAAAUAUAAAUUGGUGUUGAUAAAUUAGUAAAUUAGUUUUCAAACUAUACAGACGUGCGGUGAACUUGUUUCGUUUCGAAUUGAAAGUUUUGCAAAAAAAUAAAAAUAUCGGUGCUUAAAAAUGAACUACUGGUGUUUUCUAUUCAUAGGUGUUUUUCUUCUGAUAUUUGUUGAUGGGGCUGUUGUACCGGAAAGUAAUGAUGUAGAGCAGCAAGGGCUAUAUAGUAAGUCGGACCAUGUAACUGUAUUAACCAACAAAAACUUUAAUAGAAAAGUUUAUGGCCAAAAAAAUGCUUACUUAGUCCAGUUUUACAAUAGCUAUUGUGGACACUGCCGCGCAUUUGCACCGAAAUUUAAAAACUUAGCUGCUGACGUCUCAGCAUGGAAAAACAUUAUAAAAUUGGCUGUCAUAGAUUGUUCUGUGGAGGAAAAUAAUGAAAUAUGUAGGCAAUUUGAAGUAAUGGCAUAUCCAUCUUUACGCUACUUACAUGAGUUUUACAAAAAAGGAAAUGCCUUUGUGGGGGAAAAGUUUCAGCUAGCUGAUACAGCAGAUAAGCUAAGAACUCAAUUGAUUGCUAAAAUGCAAUCUGAACAAUCUUUAGGCCGUCUAUCAUCAGCUCCUCGUCUCAAUAUAGCUUCUUAUGAUUCUUAUACUACUGCUUUGAGUACUAUGCCCAAUGAUGUCACAUAUACUUUCCUAGUUUUUGAAAAUGAGAAUUCUACUAUUGGUUCAGAGCUGGCUCUAGACAUUAAUGACUAUGAGCAUAUAAAGGUUCUAAGAGUUCAGGAAAAUAGUGAAUUGGCCACAGUAGCAGGUGUCACAAGAUUUCCUGGAUUAGUUGCAGUAAGAUCAACUCUAGAACCAACUCCGCUCACACCUAAGAAUCCUACUAGACAAACCCUGCUAAAGGCUGUUAAUGCAUUUUUAAGGUCUAAAAAUUAUGAAUUGCCUGCUAGAGAUGUAGAAAUUGAUGACAACAAUGAAAACUUCAUAUCUAAAGAUAAUCCAGCCCAAGAUCCUGAUGUUGUUUACUAUACAGACUUAGAGAAAACACUCAAGACGAGUCUACAUACCGAAAUUACUAGACAUAAAGUACUAAGUGGUGAACCUUUACAAGCGCUCCUGGAUUAUUUGGAUGUGCUUAUUGUAUCAUUCCCAGCUAGAUACAAUUUAAAAGAAUACCUAAUAGACUUACGCAAUAACCUGAGCAAAAAACCUCAAUGGAGUGGAAGUGAAAUAUAUGAAACUGUUAAAAGGUUGGAACAUAAUUAUAAUACAGUAUUUUCACCCGAGCUAGAAUAUGUAGGAUGUAGAGGAAGCCAGCCACAAUAUAGAGGGUAUACUUGUGGCUUGUGGGCUUUGUUCCAUACAUUAACCGUAAAUGCUGCACAACAGCCUGGCAUAGAAGGCCCUAAAGUAUUGAGAGCGAUGCAUGGCUAUGUCAAACAUUUCUUUGGUUGCACAGAAUGCUCUCAGCAUUUCCAAAGUAUGGCUGCUCGGAAUAGAAUAUUUGAUGUAAAAGAAAACGACAAAGCUGUACUUUGGCUUUGGAUUUCACACAAUGAAGUGAAUUUAAGGUUGGCAGGAGAUGUCACUGAAGAUCCUGAACACCCCAAGAUACAGUUCCCAAGUGCUACUAAGUGUCCGGAAUGCAGACAGACCCGGGGCGCCUGGAACUUACCCAAUGUGUAUCAAUAUUUGCAAAGGAUGUAUGGAGCUGACAAAAUACAAGACGCUAGAAGAGCAAGAUCGACAGCUGCCGCACAAAGCCCUCUGUCUAACCUGGAUAUUGGAAUGCUAAGCCUUCUCAGUUUGCUUCAUCGCGUCUGGAGAGAAUCGUCUUUUAACUAGAGUCAGGUAUAUGGCGGCUUGACUAAUGUUAGAAGGAGGUGUUGAACAACGAUUAUGAUACAAGUUCUUUUGAAGAUUCGACCAGUGAAUAAUCUCAUAUUGUAGAAGACAAAAAAUUAGUGCAACUAGUUUUAAGCAAAAUAUGUAAUUUCUUUAAUUGCGUUAUCCUGCAUAAUUAAUAAUUCAAAUAUUAAUAAUACAUGUUAAUAUAAUACCUGUACUAUGUAAAUAAAAUCUAUA
Molecule: messenger RNA, 2259 nt
Organism: Zerene cesonia (dogface butterfly)
Lineage: Eukaryota; Metazoa; Arthropoda; Insecta; Lepidoptera; Pieridae
Product: sulfhydryl oxidase 1-like
Exons: 3
Coding region: 289-2019 (576 amino acids)
Biological process (GO): protein folding
Cellular component (GO): Golgi membrane
Molecular function (GO): protein disulfide isomerase activity; flavin-dependent sulfhydryl oxidase activity
Source: RefSeq, a predicted model, not a curated record